Plasmodium gallinaceum is the source of this 1524-nucleotide messenger RNA. RefSeq names its product StAR-related lipid transfer protein, putative. Lineage: Eukaryota; Apicomplexa; Aconoidasida; Haemosporida; Plasmodiidae. The record is from RefSeq and is a predicted model, not a curated record. The transcript has a single exon. The coding region runs from base 1 to 1524 and encodes 507 amino acids.
AUGAUUUUAAAAAAAAAAAUUUUCCUUCUACUAAUAUUUUUCUUUUUAUUUAAUGAAUGUUUCUGUUAUGAAAAAAAAAAAGAAUUUAUAAAAUUCUUAGAUUCAAGCUCUUCAGAACUUUCAAAAAAUAAAUUAUCUUUUAAACCAUUUAUGGUAAAUCAAAAUGCCAUUUUUAAUAAGUUAUUUUUAAAAAAUAUUUCUAGUUAUAUGUUAGAUAAGCUUGAAUUUUCUAAAAACUGGAAAAAAUUAGAUGAAGCAAACAAGGAAAAUUUUAACAAUAUACAUUUAAAAGAAAAAUUUUUUUUUAGAAUUAGGAAAGAGAACAAAAAAAAUCCAUAUGCAUAUAUUCCUAUUAAUGAAGAUUCAAAGAAGGAAUUCAAUAAUUUCGAAAAAAACAAUACUUACAAAAGUAUAAGUUAUGAUAAUAUAUUUAAGAAUGAUAAAAUAAUAGAAUCAUCUCAAUUAAAAAAUAAAGAAUAUAAUACUUCUUUUAAAAAAGAAAUUAAUAGUAACAAUGAUAGUAGCAAUGAAAAUAAUCUCCAUAGGUUUAAUGAAAUGAUAAAUAAAGAAAUGAUAAAUAAUUUUAAAGAUAUUUGUAACCAGAUUUAUAAAAAGACUUUUGAUUUAAAAAAUAGUUCUAAAGUUCAUAAUUCUAAUAUCUUAACUUUAUAUAAAAAUCUUUUAGAAGGUAAAGAUAAAAAAUAUGAUUUACUUGGUUAUGGUGAGAUGAAAGAUGUAUCAGCAUACGUUUUAAAUUAUUCAUUAAAUGAUAUUAAAAGUAUUAAAAAGUGGAAUACAAAUAUAAAAAGAUUAAAUUAUUUAAACAUAAGUAAAUCUACACUAUUAAAAAAAAAAAGUAGUAGAGAAAUGUUAGAUGUAAAUAAAUAUAUAGUAAACGAUGAAAAGGAUAUUGAAAAUGAGAAAAAAAAUAUUCUUUAUUUAGUAAAUAGCCUUCCAUGGCCAUUUAAAAGUCAUGAUGUUAUAUACGAAGUUUUCCAGAAUUAUGAUGAAAGUGAAAAUAUGUUUAUAAUUGUAAAUAAAUCUAUUAAUGACCUUUUUAAUAAAAAUGAGAAUUUUUCAAGAAUCAAUAAUUAUGAAAAUUUUUUUUGUAUAUAUCCCAAAAAAAAAGACAUUUUUCAAAAAGGCUUAGAUUAUGUUAUUUCUUUAUAUUACAAUGCUAGCCUACCUAAAUUUAUUCAGAAUAACCUAUUUAGUAAUUUAUUCCCAUCUCUCAUUUAUAAUUUAUAUAGUUAUUCACAAAAAGAAACAAUUAAAAAAAAAGAUAUCAACCAUGAAGACAAAAUGAAAUUGUUAAAACAUAAUGAUUUGGAAAAUUGUGAAAAAAAUGAUAAUAAAAAGAGAGAAAUUCAAGAUGAAAAAUAUAAUGAAAAAUUAGAUAAAAGAAAUAACUGUUAUAUUAAAAAAUUAUUUAAAUUUGUAUUUACUGAAAAAAUAAAUACUAUUUGGAAAGCAAAGAAAAAUUUUUUGAAAAAAUUAUUUUUUUAUUUGUACAAUUUAUUUUAA